AUGACAACCAGAAAUCGACAACGCAGAAAAUUCAAAACAUCUGAAGAUGUGAUGGCGAGAGAGCCUGAUUUCGAUAUGCAGAGUAUUGGAGGGCCUCAUGUUCCUAUGUCGUAUUAUCCUUAUGACAAGGACAGUGACGAAGAAUAUCUAGUAGAACCAUCAAAUGUUGAUCCGAAUGCAAGUUGGUUCAAAAGGACCCGAGAAUCACUUAGAGGAGAUAUAUCUUCUAUUCUCCUACUUCUUUUCCUCUACCUCUUGCAGGGUGUUCCACUUGGUUUAAUUAGUGCUAUUCCUCUUUUAUUACAAGGCAAAAAUGUUUCAUAUACUCAACAAGCUAUAUUUUCUUUUGCUUAUUGGCCCUUUAGUUUGAAAUUACUAUGGGCGCCCAUCGUCGACUCUGUUUUCUGGAAAAAAAUCGGAAGGAGAAAGUCGUGGAUGGUUCCUUGUCAAUAUUUGAUUGGUGUUUUUAUGCUCUUGAUGUCAUAUAAGGUUCCCUACAUCAUGGGAGAGGAACAAGGAGUAACCGCACCCAAUGCCUUACUUCUUAUGUUCAUUUUCUUACCUCUUAACUUUUUGGCCGCGACCCAGGAUAUCGCUGUUGAUGGAUGGGCUCUGACAAUUCUUUCCAGAAAAAACGUCGGAUAUGCUUCUACAUGUAAUGCUGUCGGUCAAACAGCAGGAUAUUUCUUGGGAAAUGUAGUUUUUCUGGCUCUCGAGUCGGCAGAUUUUGCUAACACUUUCAUCCGAUCCUCGGACAAUCAGCAAGACUAUGGAAUUGUGGAUCUAGCAAGUUAUGUCUUCUUCUGGGGUUUGGUGUUCAUCGUCUCCACUACCUUGGUUCUCAUUUUCAAGAAAGAAGUUGACAACUCUGUCUCUGAAUCCGAAAAAGCCAUUGAUGAAGAUGGAGAACUCCAUCUCGGCAUUGGAGAAACUUACUUGGUUUUAUUGAAGAUUCUCCUGCUGAAGCCGAUGAUGACUAUGGUCUUCAUUCUGCUCACAGGAAAGAUAGCAUUUGCUGCCACUGAUGGUAUAACAAGUCUUAAACUCAUCGGAAUGGGUAUUCCUAAGGAUAGAUUGGCUAGUUUCGGACUGUUCUUGACUCCCAUGCAGAUUCUUCUACCUUGGUUGAUAGGUAAAUGGACAUCAGGUCCGAGACCAUUGAAUAUCUUCCUUUGGGCGUAUCCUUAUCGACUGUUUGUUGGUGUUAUCUAUGCCGCACUCGUUUGGGUUACCCCAAGUUUUAAAGCUGAUGAUGGAAAGUUCAGUUACAUGGUGUACAUAGUCUGGAUUCUAGCUUAUAUCUUCCAUCAAGUGGCUACGUAUUCUAUGUUUGUAUCAAUGAUGGCUUUCAACGCUCAAGUUUCGGAUCCAAGAAUAGGUGGAACAUACAUGACACUACUGAAUACUCUGAAUAACUUGGGUGGAAAUUGGCCUGUUACAUUAAUUCUUUAUGUAACUGAUUGGUUCAAUUUCAAACAAUGUGUUGUUAAAGGAGCAACCAAAGCAGCAUCUCAAGUUUUAUAUUCAUGUAAUACUGCGGCACUUGCUGAACAGUGUGCCGCUGGAGGCGAUGUUUGUGAAACUUCUAUCGAUGGGUACUAUGUAGCAGUUGGGUUAUGUACUGUUCUGGGUAUUAUCUGGUGUAAUAUAUUCUUCCGUAAAAUCAAACAUAUCCAAAGAAUACCUAGACGUGAUUGGCGUGUCAUAGGAAAGAAAUAA
This is a messenger RNA of Auanema sp. JU1783, 1719 nucleotides long. Lineage: Eukaryota; Metazoa; Nematoda; Chromadorea; Rhabditida; Rhabditidae. The record is from the annotation of a GenBank genome assembly.